CUCGAUCCCUGGGCUAAUCCCACGAAUUGUCCAAAUCUAAAUCCACUGAUGAAGCAGCGGCACACAGUUAGGGACACAAACACUCAGUGAGAGAGAGAGAGAGAGAGAGCGAGAGAGAGAGAGAUUGCAUGGAUGGGGGGAGAAAUAGAAACGAGCUCAUAUCAAAACGGGGCCAAUAUUCACCCUUGUCCAUUUUGCCUUAUUAUGUGCCAUGUGCUCAUGUUCUGUGCUCUCCGUAUGUUUCAUUACCGAUGCACCAGCCACCCGGUGUGCCAACUCAUCAAAGGGGACCGUCGGGCUCGGCUGACGUCACCCAUCCAGCUUCUGUAAUCGAAAGAGACAUUAAUCCCGCUGCUCUCCAAAGCCUGGCAGUCGGGUGGGGUGGGGGACAGAGGAGGGAUACUGAGCGAGACAUGAGGAAGGAAGUUGGAAGCAGGGGACACAGGAACGCAUGCAGCCUCUGGUACGGCGGACGGACUCGGCACGGAGCUGGACGAGUGAGACGGGUGCUGUCCCAUAACGGAAAUAGGAAAACCGGGCAGGCGACCGCGUCCUGAACCUCUGCUCAACAUCCGGGACAUCUGAGGGUCCAGGACGCCCCCCCCUCCUCCCCCGUCCUCCCUCCUCCUUACCCCCCACCUUACACAGGCUUCGCCCUGGAGGCCAAAAGCCUGCUUGAGGCCUCUGCGGAGGGGGAAUGCUGUGGGAGCCGCUCGCCUCCUCCCGGGCCCCCCCGAGUGUCGCCUGUACUCAUCGUGGAGGAGACGGGCUUCACCACCGUGAGGCUGUGCCAAGAUGGGGACAUCUGCCUGACUGCAAGUGAGGGAUGCAUGGAGGAGACGAGCGGAGAUGCAAACUGCCAAGACGUGCAGAGGAAGGGCCGGCGGUUAUCAUUCCAGAUCUUCCCGGACCCCGUCGAGGUGGCCCUGGACCCCGAAACCACCAUGAACAGGCUGGACCUCGACCACGUGAAGGAGCGUCUGCCCUCCAUCGUGGUGGAGCCCACGGAGCUGAGCGAGGUGGAGAGCGGAGAGCUGCGCUGGCCCCCGGAGAGCGUGGACAUGGAGGAGGACGAGGAGGACCUGUUCCUGGAGCAGUGCAUCCCUCCGGCCAACAUUGCAGACUGGGGAGAAGAAGAGGAGGAGGAGGAGGAGGAGACGUCGGUUAUACUGAACGAGCACCACGGCAUGACGCUCAUUGACCUUCAGUCCGACGCGUUCAGAGACGACACCCCCACCCUCCCACCGAGCAGCGCUCCGGCCCUCAACUGACUCGGGGGGGGGAGCCGGUGAGGAAACAUCCUCCUUGAUGGGCCGAUGACGAAACAUCCCGCAGUUUGACAGGGAGGGACGAUGCAAAAGAUGGAGCUGAAAAACCUGCAUUGAUGAGGAAAACACCAAUCUCAAAUUAUGUUUUAGACGUCAAACCCCAAGAAACAGCUGCACGCCAAUUCAAUGUGUAUGUUCGCAUUUAUAUGAAGAUGCACAUGUGUCUGCAGCCAAAAGAAUAGAGACAUAUUUGCGGAGGCAGGGAUUUUUUUUCUACUUUUAAGAAAACCUUUGCUGACGUUGUAACUUUAUGUUUCAUUUCCCUUAUUUCGUGGUUUUUAAGGGCUCUCUGAUGUCAUGGAACUAAACCCAAACAUCCCGCUGGUUUUCUUUAGUUUGUGCUUUGUUAAUCUACACUUCCCUCAACCUUAUUAUUAAACCUGCUGCUCGGAGUCACCAUCUUGACCCCAUAGGCGGCUUUAGAGGACAUUUACCUGGUUAUAGCUUCAGUUUAUUGUGUAUUAGGUGCUGCCCUCGAUCCACUUGCUGCUGUUAUGAAUCUUUGGAGCAUUUUGAAAGGACCACAUCCGUUGGUUGUACUACUCAUUGUGACAAAUACUGACUAACGUUGGGAUGAUCAAUUUCCACAAUGUUACCAGAAUCACCGGUCACAGUCUUUGUUGGAAGUGGGAGUGGACAUCCAGUUUGUUUUCAUCCAGGUUGAACCGCCAAAGGUCCGGCAGCUCUGGUAGCUUUUCAUUAACAGUUGUAGACACCGUCGAGAAUUGUAAUUGUGUUAUGAUACUCAUUUCUGUUUAGGCUGAUUUGUGAAUAACUUGUAUAUAUGGAAACAUUUUGUGACAUAAUAGAAUAGAAUCUGGAAUUUAUCAAUAAAGUAAUUUGUCCCACUAA
Molecule: messenger RNA, 2180 nt
Organism: Gasterosteus aculeatus aculeatus (three-spined stickleback)
Lineage: Eukaryota; Metazoa; Chordata; Actinopteri; Perciformes; Gasterosteidae
Gene: lbhl
Product: LBH regulator of WNT signaling pathway, like
Biological process (GO): positive regulation of DNA-templated transcription
Cellular component (GO): nucleus
Source: RefSeq, a predicted model, not a curated record